Messenger RNA from Gongylonema pulchrum, 309 nucleotides. The record is from the annotation of a GenBank genome assembly. NCBI's taxonomy places the organism in Eukaryota, Metazoa, Nematoda, Chromadorea, Rhabditida, Gongylonematidae.
AUGCGACAAAUAGUGCUCCUAGGACCGUGGUGUGUCCACUCAUUUGAGUGUUUGGCUGAAGUAGCGCUCUAUGCCCCUAAUGAUCUUAAGGGCCAAAAGUUUCAUGGCGAUAGUGGCGGUGGUCUAAUGUCACAACUGGACGAUGGUCGUUGGGUACUACUUGGUAUUAAUUCAUCUUCUAGCAGCUUGUGCCGGGAGCUGCUCACAAGAAAAGCACUCCCCACCGCGCAAGGCCAUACGAAUGUUGCAUUUUACGCAGCCGAUAUUGCUCGCUUUACUGACUUCUUCUUACCAUUGAUGCAAGUCUGA